AUGUCGGUGUACGAUGCGGCGUUUGUGAACAGCGAGCUAUCUAAGCCAACCUCCAUAUUCGGCCUGCGGUUAUGGGUGGUAAUUGGGAUUUUUGUGGGAGCCGUGAUUGUUCUAAUCCUUUUCUUGUUGUCUCUUUGCAUCACCGCCUAUCGCCGCCGCACCAGCAGCACCGCUAAACUUCACCAUCCCGGAAAGUUUUCUGGUGCAGCCGAGCUGACCCCAGUUGUUUCCAAGGAAAUCCAAGAGAUCGUUCAUGAUUCCCACCCCGAUCACCGCCCCAUUGUCCCUCAGGCGUUGCCUGAGAUUCAGAUAGACAUGGGGAAGGUUGAGCACAGGGUGGUAUUUUCGGACAGGGGGGCAUCGAGUGGGGAGAGUAAGGCAACAAGUGGGGCGGAGACAGGGUCGUUCGGUGGUAGUGGGGCAUUGCCAGAGGUGUCCCAUCUGGGGUGGGGAAGGUGGUACACUUUGAGAGAGCUCGAGGCAGCUACCGAUAGGUUGUCUGAUGCGAAUGUGAUUGGAGAAGGUGGAUACGGGAUUGUGUAUCAAGGUAUUCUGGCUGAUAAUACCAGAGUUGCCGUGAAGAAUCUGUUGAAUAACAGGGGGCAAGCAGAGAGGGAGUUUAAGGUUGAGGUGGACGCUAUUGGGCGAGUGAGGCACAAGAAUCUUGUCAGGCUGCUGGGAUACUGUGUCGAAGGAGCUUAUCGAAUGCUUGUAUAUGAGUACGUGGACAAUGGGAAUUUGGAGCAGUGGCUCCAUGGAGAAGUAGGGGAAGUCAGUCCUUUGACUUGGGAUAUACGGAUGAAUAUAAUAUUGGGAACUGCAAAAGGUCUGGCAUAUUUGCAUGAUGGUCUUGAGCCAAAGGUUGUUCACCGUGACAUUAAAACAAGUAAUAUACUACUUGAUAGUCAGUGGAAUGCCAAGGUGUCAGAUUUUGGACUUGCAAAGCUGUUAAAUUCUGAAAGGACUUAUGUGACAACUCGUGUCAUGGGCACAUUUGGUUAUGUGGCACCAGAAUAUGCGUGCACUGGCAUGUUAAAUGAGAAAAGUGACGUUUAUAGCUUUGGAAUACUUAUCAUGGAGAUAAUUACUGGUAGAUCUCCAGUUGAUUAUAGCAGGCCACAGGGAGAGGUUAAUUUGGUGGAUUGGUUGAAGUCCAUGGUUGGAAAUCGAAAAUCUGAGGAAGUGGUGGAUCCUAAGUUGCCAGAAAUGCCUAGUUCAAAAGCACUUAAACGUGCUCUUCUGGUUGCCCUGAAAUGUGUUGAUCCUGAUGCCCAUAAGAGACCAAAAAUGGUGCACGUAAUCCACAUGCUGGAGGCAGAUGACCUGCUGUUUCGUGAUGAACGACGAAUUGGCAGAGAAUCUGCUGGUUCAAAUCGUGAGUACAAAGAAAAUAAUCUUGCUGGUUCCAAUCGUGAGUACAAAGAAAAUAAUCUUGCUGGAGCAAAACUAGUCAACCAACCAUACGGCAACGGUGCAUCUAAUAAUAGUGAAGGUGACAAUGGUACGAGCCAUGACUUGCCAUCUAGGUGGAGAUAAUAUUACGGAUGGGAGAUGUCAGUAAUAAUGUAGGUUUAUGCAAAUUUUGAUGCUUGCUAAUAAGCUUAUUGCUCUCAUUCCAUUAGUUUUGUAGGAUUUGUACUAGCUUCUUCUUUUUUUUGUGAUAUAAAAAUAUGAAAUCACCAUUGGAUUAUGCCUCAUAAGUUAUUGAAUCAGGUUUUAUUGUAUGCUAGAUUGGUUGACUGUUUUGUACUA
Molecule: messenger RNA, 1752 nt
Organism: Coffea arabica (coffee)
Lineage: Eukaryota; Viridiplantae; Streptophyta; Magnoliopsida; Gentianales; Rubiaceae
Source: RefSeq, a predicted model, not a curated record